AUGGCCCCAUCAGUCCUCGGCAAGCGUCAGCGCAGUGCUGCUGAUCCUCAUGGCACGACACUCCGCUCUCCCAGGAAGCGACGGUUUGCUCAGCACGAGCCCGAGAUACACCAUGACUGCGAGAGUGAUGAUCCCUUUAGCCUGCCAACACGCCAGCGCAGGUCAAAACGCCUGCAAACAUGCAGUCCGCAAGACGAACCACAGGCCAAGCGCCCAAAAAAUUCUGAACAACCAAACUGUACAGCUUCUAGCAAGCCCCUUCCCAAGUCAGGUCAGGCCAAAAAGACCAAGGAACUGGUAACAGAUGAAAACGCGGACCCGAGCCAAUUCGCAACUCCUCAGUCCAGGAGAUUCAGAGAUGCAUUAUCUACGGUUACCCCCGUCACGCCUAAACACCGUGUACAGGUUGCCAUAAAGCCAGUGACUCCUCGGACACCCAGACCCAUUCCGUCAGUCUCAGCUAGAACUGUCUACACCGACGCCAGACAGCUCUUUGUGCGGAGUGCAAACCCCGGUCGCUUAGUCGGUCGUCAAGCUGAAAGAGAUGAAUUGACGCGAUUCAUCCAGAAUGCAGUCUCUUCGAAGCGCGGCGGGUGCAUGUACGUCAGUGGACCACCAGGCACCGGCAAAAGCGCUUUGGUCGAAGAAGUUUGUCGCGAAUUACAACCCAGAAUCACAGCUAAAGCCGCGUACGUAAAUUGUGCCAGUAUGACGAGCGCCCGCGACAUCUACCGGAAAUUAGUUGAAGACCUUUGUGAUGAAUCUCAAGUAUUUAAAAAGAGUGAAGCUGAACGGCUCCGGGGCAUGUUCUUCCCGAAGAAGAAAUCUUGCAGUGACAUUUUCCUCGUUGCUUUGGACGAAAUCGACCACCUAUUGACAGGUGAUCAAGAGAUUCUCUACAACUUUUUCGAAUGGUCUCUGCAGACGAAUUCUCGCCUCGUUUUAAUCGGAAUAGCCAACGCUCUUGACCUCACGGAUCGAUUUUUGCCUAGGCUAAAAGCGAAAAACUUGAAGCCACAAUUGCUUCCGUUCCUACCAUACACCCCAGCACAGAUAACGAACGUAAUUACGACUCGUCUUCAGUCCCUUUUAUUAGACGAUGCAGCCGUUGCCAAAGGAUUUGUCCCUUUCCUCCACCCUGCGGCCAUCCAGCUCUGCGCGCGAAAGGUCGCAUCACAGUCAGGCGACCUUCGCAAGGCCUUUGAUCUAGUUCGACGCACAAUCGAAUUGAUUGAGCGGGAGCCUAAGCAAAAGUUUGAUGGUGUACCAGCCACUUCCUCCAAACCUCCAUUGCUGGAGAAUAUGAAUCUCGCAUCACCCUUGUCGCCACCAGACACUCCAGAGCCUGUGUCUCGCUAUACAGCUGCCACCGCUCCUCGGGCCACUGUGGCCCAUGUUGCUCGUGUCACAUCUGCCGCCUUUGGGCAUGGGACUACAGAACGUCUACAGGGGCUGAAUCUACACCAGAAAGCAACACUUUGCGCCCUAAUCUCGGCUGGGCGAAAACGACGAGCAACGUUCAAUGGUUCCAAUACCCCAACCAAGUCGCCUCGCUCCACUGCCCCAACCGUAAAGGAGCUAUUUGAUACUUACUCCUCCCUCUGUCGAAGAGACAAUGUCCUCCAGCCCCUAUCAAUCACCGAGUUCAAGGACAUUAUCGGUAGCUUAGAGACCAUGGGCUUAGUUGGCGAAGCUCAAACACGUGGUGGCCGAGGGGGUGCCGCCAUGGCUAGCGGAUCGGUGAUGUUGCGCACCCCUACAAGGACCGGACGAGGUAUCACUGGUUCUCCAUCCAAAAUGGGGGUUGAUGCAAGUGGCCUGGUUUGCUAUGUUGGUGAAGCAGAGAUUGAAGCCCAGAUUACAGGACCUGGUGAGGGCAUUUUGAGAGCCCUAUUGCGAGAGUAG
Coccidioides posadasii C735 delta SOWgp is the source of this 1905-nucleotide messenger RNA. RefSeq names its product AAA ATPase (gene CDC6). Gene Ontology annotation, biological process: cell division; mitotic DNA replication checkpoint signaling; DNA replication initiation. Gene Ontology annotation, molecular function: ATP hydrolysis activity; DNA replication origin binding. Gene Ontology annotation, cellular component: nucleus. The record is from RefSeq and is a predicted model, not a curated record. Lineage: Eukaryota; Fungi; Ascomycota; Eurotiomycetes; Onygenales; Onygenaceae.